AUGGGUGGGAUGGGCUUCAUUCAGACCAACCACUCUGUUAUCAUGUAUAACAACACAAUGAUUAGUUUCAACAUGCUUGAGGCUGCUAGGAUCAACAGGGUCAAGAGUGCUUGCAUCUACUCUGAAUUUAAGCAACUGGAAACUAAUGUGAGCUUGAAGGAAUCUGAUGCAUGGCCUGCGGAGCCUCAAGAUGCAUAUGGCUUGGAGAAACUGGCAACAGAAAAGUUAUGCAAGCAUUACAACAAAGAUUUUGGAAUAGAAUGUCGGAUUGGGAGGUUCCAUAACAUUUAUGGUCCCUUCGGGACAUGGAAAGGUGGGAGAGAAAAGGCACCUGAUGCUUUUUGA
This is a messenger RNA of Cornus florida, 345 nucleotides long. RefSeq names its product GDP-mannose 3,5-epimerase 1-like. The transcript is spliced from 4 exons. The record is from RefSeq and is a predicted model, not a curated record. NCBI's taxonomy places the organism in Eukaryota, Viridiplantae, Streptophyta, Magnoliopsida, Cornales, Cornaceae. The coding region runs from base 1 to 345 and encodes 114 amino acids.